UCUCUUGGCCGCCAUGUUCCCGCGCAUGCAGUGGCAAUGCAGGUCGGUCCUUCAGUCAGUCGACUCGUUGCAGCCACGAAGGCAACAUCCAUAGCUCCACGUUAACAGCAGAAUCAUGUCAUGGUUGCUUCAAUGUGGUCUGGUGCUGGGCGCUGUCCUUCUCAGUCUGGUUGCAGCACUUCGCUUAUUCGCAUACUUCACACUUGGCAUAUGCCGCAGCACUGCCAGCAUGAAGGGACGUACAGUCAUCAUUACUGGAGCCAACUCAGGUAUUGGUAAAGAGACAGCCCAUGAUCUUGCCAGGAGGGGAGCCAAAGUCAUCAUGGCCUGUAGAAACUUGGAAACCGCACACAAAGCAAGGGAUGAGAUUGUUCAGAGCACAGGGAACCAAGAAGUGGUCGUGAUGAAGUUAGAUUUAAGUUCUCUCAAAUCAGUCCGUGACUUUGCUGAUGACAUCAAUAACACAGUGACUAAACUCGAUGUCCUAGUGCACAAUGCAGGGACAGCACACAUGUUUGGGUCCAAGACCACCGAAGAUGGGUUAGAAAUGACAAUGGCAACUAAUCACUUCGGCCCAUUCCUCUUGACACACCUUCUUAUUGGUUUGCUGAAGCGGUCUGCACCAAGCCGUAUUGUCAUAGUGGGCUCAGAGCUGUACCGUCUUGCCUAUCUAAACCUAAAUAACCUCAAUCCUGUAGAUGGCUUUCCUGCUUAUCUGUACUAUGUAUCCAAGUAUGCCAACAUUGUAUUUGCACAAGAGCUGGCCAGGAGACUUGAAGGCAGUGGAGUAACUGUGAACUGCCUGCAUCCUGGUAUGAUUGAUUCUGGAAUAUGGAGGAAUGUUCCAUUUCCACUAAAUCUUCCAUUAAAAAUUCUAAUCAAAGGCUUCUUUAAGUCUCCAGCAGAAGGUGCCCAGACAACAAUCUACCUUUCUGUGUCUGAAGAUGUGGAAGGCAUAUCAGGAAAAUAUUUCAUUGACUGCAAGGAAUACUUUCUGUCACAUGGAGCCAAGGAUCCUGCUACAGCAAAAAAACUGUGGGAACUGAGUGAAACGUUCGUUGGUUUGAAGCUGAAUGACCCACACAUAUGAGUUCAUUUUGUGUAAACUGGAAGAUUGCAAAUGGGCACAGAUAUCAAAAGUGUGUGUGUGUGUGUGUGUGUGUGUCUAAGGGAUUCUCGAAGAGGAUGAGUCAGAUAAAGCAAUUACAUGAAUUCAUUUAUACAAAGAAUGUUUUUGAGUUUGUUAUGGCUACUAUAAGAAUAGAACUUAAAAGGUAGUUUAAUUUGUAAAGAGAAGGAGCAUUAGCUCAAUCAUGUGUCCAGUUUAAUCAUUUUAUAAACUACAAUCUACUGAUAGAAAUGUAUGUAACCCACGAAAACAUAACAGACAGACAUAAAAAACAGGUUCCACAGACUGUAGAUGCUAAUCAAAUUAAGGAACAACUCAUCACAGUCUAAAGAUAUCUAGAAAUAUAACACAUUUACAGAACAAAACACAGUGCAAUAACAAAUACCACACACCAUCUUCAGGACUGUUACAAUUCUUGGCCCCUUUACCAGUCCUGCACAGGAAGAAGUUAAUACUGCAAAAGCAGGGAAAGAGAUGAGAUGUAAAGAAAUGCUGAAGAUUAACCUGGAAUUUCAAUUCAAAUACAAAUAUGUUGGUGUGUGGCAUUUAAAAAACAUGAAUUUAAUUAAUGUUAAAUAACUCAAAGAGUACGAGAUAAAAAUUUUCACAGCAGUGAAUCAACAGGCGAUUACUGAUAUUUUGGUAAUUUGCUUGAAUCCUCAAUGCAGGAAUAAAACAUUUUGUUUUUACAGUGAGACGUUAACAAAUGAUUAGUAAUAGAGAAAUAUCAAUAUAUCAAAAUUGAUUAUUUAUAAAUGGCAAAGGUACAAUAUGAAUAAUAUCCAGGGAGUGGAAAAAUCAAUUCUGAAACAGAUCCUUGUAGCUAAAGAGGCCCAAAUGUAGGUUAUGUGUAAAAAUGUUCAUGAUGAUGACUUGCAAUUAAAAAUUAGUUGUCCUAGACUCAUAAGGCUAACUGUAAUAAAAAUAUGAUGGGAAUUGAACCUGGGCUGUCCAGCCUGUAGACCAUCAAUAUACCGACUGAACUAUCGUGACUUCUACUCAACUGAAAAUCACAUUCUAGUAAAUUUUUCCCUUAUUCUGGUUACUUUUCUGAGCAGACCUAAUGAAUCACAGUUAUCCUUCAUAAAUAACAUCAAUGUAAAAAGAAUGUCAAUGAAUACAUCUUUAUACACUAAA
Molecule: messenger RNA, 2266 nt
Organism: Cryptotermes secundus
Lineage: Eukaryota; Metazoa; Arthropoda; Insecta; Blattodea; Kalotermitidae
Product: retinol dehydrogenase 14
Exons: 8
Coding region: 116-1090 (324 amino acids)
Source: RefSeq, a predicted model, not a curated record